UAUAAUUCCUAUUUCAGAAGAUGACACCUGCUACUCCACCUCCACCUACAAGUGAUGGACAGCCAGAGAAUGUCAAGAAAUCAAUAGCCUCUAGCUGUUCAAGUUCGGCAUUAGAAGGGACAGAUACACUGUUCACCCAUUCAAGCUGCACAACUACGGAAAGAGAAUUGCUGGGAAGGGCACGGAAAAGAAUGAAGUUCACUUCAAGUGAGGUAGAGGCAAUCAGUGAGCUCUUCCAGACCUUUCUUGAGGAAAAAAAGGUUCCAACCCUCUUGCAAGCCAAAGAGACCAUGGACGAGAACCCUGAACUUUCAAAAAUCUUGACGCUAAGAACACCAAAAGACGUUAUUGACAAGAUAAAGAAUAAGAUAAAGGAAAAGAAAUAAUUCUAAACCGUCUGUAUUGAAAAACUUGGUAUACUAAAGAUCGAAUUUGACACAUAUGACCAUCUAACCAUUAUACGUAUGCGAUGGUGUUGUCCCAGGUCUUAUGAUGGGAUCAACAUUCAAGUUUUCUGCAAGAUACUCAUUUUAGCAUUAGCUUUGCAACUGUUCAUUCUGAGGUGACCAAAAUUGGAUCAUUAAUGCAAUUUGGACAUGUCCAUGUUUAUCUAUGGCUAUUGCCUUGUUUGUUUGUUUUUUGUUGCAUAAUACAAUGCCAUGGUAAAGAAAAUUUAAACAAAACUUAUUUUAUUUAAUAACUUAUAAAGUACUUUCAGGGGAAUUAAGCCCAGAUAUUAAUUUGUUGUCAGUAGAGAAAGAAAAAUGAAAUGAUCAGACUGUGACUGUGACUGUUGAGUAGAAUUGGAUGAUCCAUUCAAACUUUAUAAGUUUUCAAAAUUUCGAUUUACACUUCUGAUGGGCUUCUUUAAUUGGCAAC
This is a messenger RNA of Strongylocentrotus purpuratus (purple sea urchin), 879 nucleotides long. RefSeq lists its product as uncharacterized. The record is from RefSeq and is a predicted model, not a curated record. The transcript has 3 exons. NCBI's taxonomy places the organism in Eukaryota, Metazoa, Echinodermata, Echinoidea, Camarodonta, Strongylocentrotidae. Bases 21 to 386 code for a protein of 121 amino acids.